AUCUCCUUGGUGAUGUCAUUUACAGUAGUCCAGUCUGUAGUAGCGUAGCGGCUCUCUCUUGUCUCCUCUCCAUAAAUCCACUCCACAUAUCAUCUGUCACUAGUUACCUAUAUCUUCGAAAUCAAUACAUUUUGAACAGUUUCUUCUCCGGAAGCAUAUAGGAAACAUCUCCAAUGGCGUCGCCUCUGAAAGUGUGUAUUGUCGGCUCUGGAAACUGGGGUUCAGCCAUUGCCAGGAUAAUCGGCAGUAAUGCUCAGACCCUGCAGCGUUUUGCCACCACGGUCAAGAUGUGGGUGUUUGAGGAGAACGUGAACGGCAGGAAUCUCACAGACAUCAUCAACACAGACCAUGAGAAUGUCAAGUACCUGCCUGGAUACAAACUACCUGACAAUGUGGUGGCGGUACCCCAGCUCCAGGAUGCUGCUGAGGGGGCUGACCUCCUAGUGUUCGUGGUUCCUCACCAGUUCAUCAGGAAGCUGUGUGAUGAGAUGGUGGGAUGUGUCUCCUCCCAGGCCAGGGGAAUCACACUCAUUAAGGGAAUAGACGAGGGCCCGGAGGGCCUGAAGCUCAUCUCAGACAUAAUCAGGGAGAAGAUGGCUAUCGACGUCAGUGUUCUGAUGGGAGCUAACAUCGCCAACGAGGUGGCAGCAGAGAACUUCUGUGAGACCACCAUCGGCAGUAAGAUCAUGGAGAACGGCCUGCUCUUCAAGGAGCUCCUGCAGACUCCUAACUUCAGGAUCACAGUGGUGGACGAUGCAGACACUGUAGAGCUCUGUGGAGCCCUGAAGAACAUUGUAGCAGUAGGAGCAGGGUUCUGUGAUGGGCUGAGGUGUGGGGACAACACCAAGGCAGCGGUAAUCAGACUAGGACUGAUGGAGAUGAUAGCCUUCGCUAAGCUCUUCAGUAAAGAUGGCGUCGUCUCCUCUGCAACCUUCCUGGAGAGCUGCGGCGUGGCUGACCUCAUCACGACCUGCUAUGGAGGACGCAACCGGCGCGUUGCCGAGGCCUUCGCCAAGACAGGAAAGACUAUUGAGGUCCUGGAGCAGGAGAUGUUGAAUGGACAGAAGCUCCAGGGUCCUGCUACCUCAGCUGAAGUCUACCACAUCCUCAAACAGAAGGGACUGGUGGAUAAGUUCCCUCUGUUUGUGGCAGUGUAUCAGAUCUGUUUCGAGGGCAAGCCGGUACAGGAAAUGAUCUCCUGUCUACAGAGUCACCCAGAGCACCUGUGAGUGCAGCUAGCUAGGUAUGCUAGGCUAACUUCAGAUAGCAGAGCUAGCUCCAUCUCUCCUCUCCAGCUGCUCUCCUCUGACCUCUAUCUAUAGAGAAGCUGUUCUUUCAAACAACCUACCCUCCUUCCUUCCUUCCUCCCCACCCUACCCUUCCUUCCCUCCCUCCCUCCCUCCCUCCCUC
Messenger RNA from Salmo salar (Atlantic salmon), 1410 nucleotides. RefSeq names its product glycerol-3-phosphate dehydrogenase 1-like protein. NCBI's taxonomy places the organism in Eukaryota, Metazoa, Chordata, Actinopteri, Salmoniformes, Salmonidae. Gene Ontology annotation, biological process: glycerol-3-phosphate catabolic process; carbohydrate metabolic process. Gene Ontology annotation, molecular function: oxidoreductase activity, acting on the CH-OH group of donors, NAD or NADP as acceptor; protein homodimerization activity; NAD binding. Gene Ontology annotation, cellular component: cytosol. The record is from RefSeq and is a predicted model, not a curated record.